Messenger RNA from Propithecus coquereli (Coquerel's sifaka), 1110 nucleotides. It is a transcript of the gene CCRL2, whose product is annotated as chemokine (C-C motif) receptor-like 2. Gene Ontology annotation, molecular function: chemokine receptor activity. NCBI's taxonomy places the organism in Eukaryota, Metazoa, Chordata, Mammalia, Primates, Indriidae. Bases 55 to 1110 code for a protein of 351 amino acids. The transcript has 2 exons. Gene Ontology annotation, biological process: G protein-coupled receptor signaling pathway; inflammatory response; chemotaxis. The record is from RefSeq and is a predicted model, not a curated record. Gene Ontology annotation, cellular component: membrane; cytoplasm.
GUCGGGAGGCUGUGUCCUCGUCCCCAGGAACUCGGUCCGGUGGGCAGCCUGAGGAUGGCUAAUUACACAUCGGCACCAGAGGAUGACUAUGAUGUCCUCAUAGAGGGUGAUCUAAAGGACAACGAGGCAGAACAAUGUGACAAAUAUGACGCCCAGGUCCUCUCAGCCCAGCUAGAGCCGCAGCUCUUUUCCCUGGUGUUCCUGGCCGGUCUCCUGGGCAAUAUCGUGGUUGUGCUUAUCCUGGUAAAAUAUAAAGGACUCAAACACACGGAAAAUAUCUAUUUUUUAAACUUGGCAGUUUCAAACUUGUGUUUCUUGCUUACCCUGCCAUUCUGGGCUUACACUGCUUCCCACGGGGGCAGUUUCAGUGAUCUCAUGUGUAAAAUUCUCAUUGGACUCUGCUCCGUAGGCCUAUAUGGUGGGGCACUUUUCAACAUCCUCCUUACUGGGCAAAGAUACCUGGUGUUUUCGCACAUGCGAUGCUUUUCCCGGGCCACCAGGAUGGUGUCCUGCCGCAUCAUUACAAGUUUCCUGGCGUGGGUAACAGUCAUCACUCUGGUCAUUUUGCUUGAAUGCAUGUUUUAUAAACCUCAGAUGGAAGCCCAGGUCUACAAGUGCACUUUUAGCAGACCUCCCUUCCUGCCAAUGGACGAGACAUUCCGGAAGAAUUUUCUGGCUUUAAUGAUGAACAUUUCAGUUGUUGUUUUGCCGUUGUUCUUUUUGAUAUUUUGCUAUGUGCCAAUGAGAAAAACACUAAGGUUCCGGGAGAGGAGAUAUGACCUUUUCAAGCUUGUUUUUGCCAUAGUGGUUGUCUUCCUUCUGAUUUGGGCACCCUACAAUGUUGCACUUUUCCUGUCUGCUUUCAAAGAAUACUUCUCCCUGGAUGACUGCAAGAGCAACUAUAAUCUGGACAGAAGCGUUCAGAUAACAAAAAUCAUCGCCACCACUCACUGCUGUGUCAACCCUCUCCUCCACGUGUUUCUCGACAAGGCAUUUAGGAAAUACCUCUGGUGCCUUUUCCACCUGCGUAAUAACACCCCAACUCAAUCCAGUGAGGAAUCUGUACAAGGUGCAUCAAGGGACGAACAUAGCCAUUCCACCCUAGUGUGA